AUUCGUAAGUCUUCAACCCAAAUUCGUUCAGAUAAAUAGAGAGUGUUCAUUCAGCUCGCACUCAGUUUAAUUCUGUAAAUUGUCGUGAAAAAAUAUUAAAAUAGGAAAAUAUGGCUUCGGUUGUGCUGUUCGCCGUUUGUUUUGGAUUGAUAGUGUAUAAGGCUUACAAGUACAUGUUCUUUAAGCCGCCCAAUUUUCCGCCAGGACCGCCACGUCUACCGUUCAUCGGUGCAUACCUCUUCCUUCUUAUCAUAAAUUACAAACAUCUCCAGUUUGCAGUCGACAAGCUAUGCAAAUUCUACAAAACCAAUGUCCUCGGUCUGUAUUUGGGCCCAUUUUUAACAGUGGUCGCAAACGAUUCGGCUAGUAUUAAAGAAACUACGUUGAAUGAGAAAUUGGAUGGUCGACCAGACGUACUUUUAUCACAAGUGCGUGAUCCGAACUUAGUUAGCAGAGGUAUUACGUUCACCCAGGGUUUCCAUUGGCGUGAUGAGAGACGAUUUACAUUGAGACAUCUACGUGAUUUCGGUUUCGGUCGUCGAUUCAGUGAACUUGAAUUAGAGUUAGAGGAAGAGCUUCGGCAACUGAUUGAAAUUAUUAAGAAUGGACCGAAAUAUCCACAUGAAAGAGAGAUGUUUAAGGACGGUAUGGUGUUGUGUCCGAAUGUGUUUUUCACGUUGGCCUCGAAUUCAUUUUUAAAAGUAUUGUGCAAUGAACGUGUUCCCAGGGAAAAUCACGACGAAUUGUUGCGUGUCAUAAAACAUACCGACCAAUGCAUGAAAGACGCUGACAGCUAUGGUAAAAUGUUCAGUUUAAUGCCAUGGAUAGCGAAAAUAUUCCCAAAUCAAUCUGACUAUAACAAGAUUAAGAAAGCCACUAUCGCUCAGUAUGACUUUAUGAAAAAGUUAAUCGACGAACAGUAUGAAUCCUAUGAUGAGAACCAUGUCCGACAUUUUCUGGAUGUGUAUUUCAAGGAAAUGAAAGCGACACAACGUAGCCGCAAUUAUCAGCAUGCUGACUUCCAUUACGAUCAGCUUAUCUUGACAUGUUUGGAUUUCUUUAAUCCGGCUACUAUAUCAACAACAAUGGUGUUAUCGUUGUAUUUACGAGAACUGCUUUUGAACCCACAAAUUAAAGAAAAGAUCCAAGUGGAAAUUGAUCAGAUUGUUGGUCGUUCACGAUUGCCUGCAUUAGAUGAUAGGAGCAAAAUGCAUUACACAGAAGCGUCGAUAAGGGAAAUUUUACGAUAUCAAACACUUGCGCCUAACGGUGUUCCACGUGUAGCUCUAGAAUCGACUCAGUUAUCACAGUACGAUAUCCCAAAAGGUUGCACUAUAUUUACCGGUCUGAGAUCAGGGCAUUUGGAUUCAAGCAGAUGGGACGAUCCCAAUCAAUUUGUUCCCGAAAGAUUUCUAGACACUGAGGGAAAAUUGGACUUGAGCAAAGAUCACUCUCUACCAUUUGGAGGAGGCAAACGAUUAUGCGCUGGUGAGACGCAUGGUAGAAAUUUACUGUUUCUAGUGAUAACAGCAAUUUUGCAAAAUUUUGAUAUAUCAGUACCAGAUGUGUCGAAGUUGCCUCGGGAAACUGAUUUCCACACGGGAGUCAUUACAUUUGUUCCUGAGUAUUUUAUAAAGUUUGACGCAAGAAAAUAGUUGAAGCCUGUAAUCUCGGACUGAAGAUGAAAUAUAAAAGU
Messenger RNA from Bradysia coprophila, 1696 nucleotides. RefSeq names its product putative cytochrome P450 304a1. Lineage: Eukaryota; Metazoa; Arthropoda; Insecta; Diptera; Sciaridae. Gene Ontology annotation, biological process: xenobiotic metabolic process. The record is from RefSeq and is a predicted model, not a curated record. Gene Ontology annotation, cellular component: intracellular membrane-bounded organelle; cytoplasm. Gene Ontology annotation, molecular function: steroid hydroxylase activity; heme binding; iron ion binding.